GUGCGUCUUCCACCCCGAGAACAUGUUGCGUUUUUGUUCGCGUGGAAACACAUUUUAGAUUGAGCUCUGCUCCUGUGAAUGAAAGACCCUCCCUUGUUGCUGCGACGCCUGGUUCUUCAGACCGUCAUCACAAGUGAUCGCUUCAAUGGGACUUCGGACUAUUCAAAGCACCAUCGAUUGUGCAUACCUUUUUAAAGGCUACUGGAAUUGCUGAAGGCAGGAUCUGCUGCUGGUUCGUCUGUGCGUUCUCAAAGAAAACGGACGUGUAGCGCGGGGUUUAUUUCCCCAGGGGAAGCUGUAACACAAGAGGGACGCUGGAGUUAUGAAGGCUCGACGGAUGACUGGCGCUGUCCGUUCAGCACCACCUUGCGCCCAGUGACACCAUAAAAAAACCUUCCUGACGCGCUCAUACCCGAGCCGAGGUGUCGGGAUAUUGGGGUAUUGGAGGGAAAACGCGUUCGCAUCUUAGAAGUCAUUCAAGGGUUUUGGAAUUCUAUUGUUGGCAUGGACACUUUGAGGCGCACCUGGCACGAUCGUAAACACAUUUGAAUUUCUGAACAUGGGUUCCAGCGGUAUGAUGACGGUCCACGGGUUGGAGAUAUGACUAGAGAGGUACGCAAUGGGCCAAGGGGACGACAAGGAUCGCAUCGUGAUCAACGUCGGAGGAAUCAAGCACCAGACCUACCGCAGCACCCUGCGCACCCUGCCCGGCACUCGACUCUCCUGGCUGGCGGAGCCCGACGCGCCUAAUAACUUCGAUUAUGAUGCGGACAUCGGGGAGUUUUUCUUCGACCGUCACCCCGGCGUUUUCGCCCACAUCCUUAACUAUUAUCGCACGGGCAAGCUGCAUUGCCCGGCGGACGUGUGUGGACCUUUGUAUGAGGAGGAGCUGGCGUUUUGGGGGAUCGACGAGACAGACGUGGAACCGUGCUGCUGGAUGACCUACCGGCAGCAUCGAGAGGCGGAGGAGGCUUUGGACAGCUUCGCCGGGGUUGCUCUGGAUCUCGGGCAUGAAGACCCGGAGCCUGAGGGGGUUGCUGAGGCGGCCGAGGGGGAUGAGGGUGUUGAGAUGACCCGGAGACUGGCGCAAGGCGACUCGCCCGAUAACAGGUCCGGGCGCUGGAGCAGAUGGCAGAAGAAGACGUGGGCGCUCUUUGAGGACCCGUAUUCCUCAAAAUACGCACGUUGGGUAGCAUUUGCAUCUUUGUUCUUCAUUUUGAUGUCCAUUACCACAUUCUGUUUGGAGACUCAUGAGGCCUUCAAUCCCAUCAUCAACCGCACAGAGACUUACAUGGUGGGCAAUGAAACACGGGAGCGUGUCUUUCCCGAGACGGAGACUAUGGUGCAGUUAACCUACGUUGAGGGUGUCUGCGUUGUGUGGUUCACUUUUGAGUUUCUAAUCCGAGUGACUACCUGUCCAAACAAAUUAAAAUUUGUCAGAAAUGCCCUCAACAUCAUUGACUUUGUGGCCAUCCUCCCCUUCUACCUGGAGGUAGGGCUGAGCGGACUCUCCUCCAAAGCAGCAAAAGACGUGUUGGGUUUCCUCCGUGUGGUGCGAUUCGUUCGAAUUCUCCGUAUAUUCAAGCUGACGCGACACUUUGUGGGUUUGCGGGUACUAGGGCACACGCUCCGUGCCAGUACCAAUGAAUUUAUCCUCCUCAUUAUUUUCCUUGCACUCGGAGUCUUAAUCUUUGCCACUAUGAUCUACUAUGCUGAACGUUUUGGAAGAAACCUCAACGAUCCUGACGCUAGUAGUGACACACACUUCAAGAACAUCCCCAUUGGUUUCUGGUGGGCUGUGGUAACGAUGACAACCCUCGGCUAUGGCGAUAUGUACCCUCAGACGACGUCCGGCAUGCUGGUGGGCGCACUGUGCGCUCUGGCAGGUGUGCUGACGAUCGCCAUGCCUGUACCUGUAAUCGUGAACAACUUCGGCAUGUACUACUCCCUAGCCAUGGCGAAACAAAAACUACCAAAGAAAAAAAAUAAGCAUAUCCCACGAGCACCUCAACUGGGGUCUCCCAACUACUGCAAGUCAGCGAUUAACUCCCCGCGACCCAGCACACACAGUGACACAUGCCCCCUGGCACAGGAAGAGGUUUCCGAGAUCAGAUACCAAGAUUUUAAAGUGAACGGGGAGGCGUCCAAAGCUGCCCUGGCCAAUGAGGACUGUCCUCACAUCGACCAGGCGGUGUCGCCAGAGGAAGUCUUCAGCCCUGUGGACCGUGAGAGACCCUGCUUCCUGCUCACCUCCGGGGGAGAACGAGCCAGUCACACGGGGGGGAGAGUCAGGAAGGAGACCCAGCGCGCCAACCGAAGCAGACAACCAACCGAGUCAGUGUGUGUAAUGAACCAUGGUGUACCAACCACUAUGUGUGUCAACCAUAAAGCCACAUCCCCCACCUGAUAGUACCGUAUUUAGCACGUGUGUGUGAGUGUGUGCUGUGCGUUUGUUGUAGAUUAGCACUUCUCUUCCGAGUUGUGACUGAGAAUUAAUUCAGCGUAGAUGUAGCACAGUAACCAAGAGAAGCUGUAGUUGUUCAGCCGUAUGUAGCGUUGUUUUGUUCAUGGUUUAUUAUGCUGUCGUUUUGUGCGAAGUGCCAGUUGUUUUUCCGUUCGUGAGUGUCAGUGUUGUACAUGGUGCUUAUGUGUGCUAGUGUUAUGAAAACAUGACCUUUCUUUUAUCUCGUUGAAGUGUUUGUUUUAGGUUGUUUAAAUGUUGUAAAAAUGUUACUCCAGUAGCUAAUCACAUUUCAGUGGGAAAAAAGAAAAAACAAAUCCACGAGCUUUGUGAUCAUGUUUGAGUAGGGAGAAAAAAAAUGAGCAAUUGUUUUCCCAAAUUUUGUACUAUUGUAGCUACCAUGUAGAAAAUGCCUUUUACACUGUUUGCACCGUUCACUUUUACAUUCCUUUCUGUAGAACAAAUGGCAAUUUGAUAUAUUUUGUAGCUCACAUGAUUGGAUGGUAACUUUAGAGAUGCACCGCGUACUAAUCAGACGCGACUAAUCAGGCUCCGCCCACAAUGAAAUCUCACCGAUUCAAAAUUUUACUUGUCUUAAAUAUUUAUAUUUGACGUUUAAUGUACGUCGAUCAUGU
Sinocyclocheilus anshuiensis is the source of this 3096-nucleotide messenger RNA. RefSeq names its product potassium voltage-gated channel, Shaw-related subfamily, member 1b (gene kcnc1b). The record is from RefSeq and is a predicted model, not a curated record. Gene Ontology annotation, molecular function: protein binding; delayed rectifier potassium channel activity. NCBI's taxonomy places the organism in Eukaryota, Metazoa, Chordata, Actinopteri, Cypriniformes, Cyprinidae. The transcript is spliced from 4 exons. Gene Ontology annotation, biological process: action potential; protein homooligomerization; potassium ion transmembrane transport. Gene Ontology annotation, cellular component: voltage-gated potassium channel complex; neuronal cell body membrane; postsynaptic membrane. The coding region runs from base 620 to 2407 and encodes 595 amino acids.